Molecule: messenger RNA, 1158 nt
Organism: Eruca vesicaria subsp. sativa (arugula)
Lineage: Eukaryota; Viridiplantae; Streptophyta; Magnoliopsida; Brassicales; Brassicaceae
Source: the annotation of a GenBank genome assembly
AUGAACUAUAUACAUGCAUGCCUCCUCAAGAAAAGAAACAUGCUUGUAGUAAAAAGUUUAACCAUCUUACUACUUAGCUGCAUAGCCUUUAAGUUAGCUUGCUGCAGCAUUUCUUCGUUGAAAUCCCUUCCCCUAGUAGGCCAUUUGGAGUUUGAAGAUGUCCAUCCCGCCUCCAAAGAUUUUGGAAAUCGGUCCCAACUGCUUCCUUUGGCGAUCUUACAUCCCAAAUCUGUAAGCGACAUCGCCUCAGUGAUACGACACAUCUGGAUGAUGGGACCUCAUUCACAGCUUACGGUGGCAGCGAGAGGUCGUGGACAUUCACUCCAAGGCCAAGCACAAACAAGCCAUGGAAUUGUUAUCCACAUGGAAUCACUACAGCCCCAGAAGCUGCAGGUCCACAGUGUGGGUUCUUCCAAUCCGUUCGUUGAUGUGUCUGGUGGUGAGCUGUGGAUAAACAUAUUGCACGAGACCCUAAAGUACGGGCUUGCACCAAAAUCAUGGACGGAUUACCUACAUUUAACUGUAGGUGGUACUCUGUCCAAUGCUGGAAUCAGCGGCCAGGCAUUCCGACACGGACCGCAGAUCAGCAAUGUUCAUCAACUGGAGGUUGUCACAGGAAAAGGUGAGAUCUUAAACUGUUCAGAGAGGGAGAACAGCGACCUGUUUCAUGGAGUUCUUGGUGGGUUAGGUCAGUUUGGUAUCAUAACAAAGGCAAGAAUAGCAUUGGAAACAGCACCAACCAUGGUUAAAUGGAUGAGAGUGUUGUACCUGGAUUUUGCAGCUUUUGCCAAGGACCAAGAGCGCCUGAUUUCUUCAGAUGACAAGUUCGAUUACGUCGAAGGUUUUGUGAUAAUAAACAGGACGGGUCUGCUGGACAACUGGAGGUUAUCAUUCACACCAGAAGACCCUACAAAGGCGAGCCAAUUCAAAUCUGAUGGCAGGAAUCUCUACUGUCUGGAAGUGGCCAAGUACUUUAAGCUGGAUGAAGACAAGAAAAAUGUAAUGAACCAGGAAGUGAAAGAAUCAUUAUCUGAACUAAGCUACAUCUCGUCAACACUUUUUUCAUCGGAGAAAAACGCCAAGCCCAAUGGCCAAGGGAAAGAGAUACAUGUCAUGAAUCAUGUGAAUUUGAUGUUCAAGAACCGAGAUACCCUCUAA